UCCUUAUCUAGACGGCAGGGGGCAGCACUGGUCCUAGAGAAGUCGGAGGAAGACGUUGGUGGCUGCUGUGAUUUUAUAACAAUGCUUUAAAUCCGUCAGUUUAACGGUCAACAGUUGUUUUACAAACCUCUCGCUGGAAAUGAUGGCCUCCAGCUACAAAGACGAGGACGGACACAUCACCGUGUCGGGAUCCGGAGCCGCGGCCGGGGCCGGGGGCGGCUCUCUGCGGAGCAAGAAGCCUGAAAACACCGCUUUCAAGCAGCAGAGACUCCCGGCCUGGCAGCCCAUCCUGACCGCAGGGACCGUCCUGCCAGCCUUCUUCAUCAUCGGCCUCAUGUUCAUCCCCAUCGGCAUCGGCCUGUACGUGACGUCCAACAACAUCAAGGAGUUCGAGGUCGAUUACACAGGAGUAGAAAUGUCCAGUCCGUGUUUUACCUGCUCCCAGAACUUCAGCUGGAACAGCACCAAGCCGUGCACCUGCUCCGUCCCCUUCCACCUGGACCAGCCGUACGAAAGCAACGUCUUCAUGUAUUACGGACUCUCCAACUUCUACCAGAACCACCGGCGCUACGUCAAGUCCCGAGACGACAGCCAGCUGAACGGAAACGAGGAGUCCCUCAGGAAACCCAGUAAGGAGUGCGAGCCGUACGCCAAGCACAACAACAAGCCCAUCGCGCCGUGCGGAGCCAUCGCCAACAGCAUGUUUAACGACUCACUGGAGCUGAUUUACAUCGACCCAAACGGCACAAAGGUCCAGAUCCCGCUGACGGCCACAGGAAUCGCCUGGUGGACGGACAAACACGUGAAGUUCAGGAAUCCUGGAGCAGAAAACACGAACCUCACCGUCGUUUUCCAAGGGACGACGCGGCCGGUGAACUGGCGCCGGCCCGUGUUCCAGCUGGACUCCGACCCGGACAACAACGGAUUCAUCAACGAGGAUUUCAUCGUGUGGAUGCGGACCGCCGCCCUGCCCACGUUCCGGAAGCUGUACCGGAUCAUCCAGAGGCGGAGCAACGUGCAUCCCACGCUGCCGCGCGGCAACUACUCCCUGGAGGUGGUGUACAAUUAUCCGGUGCGGAGCUUCGAGGGCCGGAAGCGGAUGAUCCUGAGCACCAUCUCCUGGAUGGGCGGGAAGAACCCGUUCCUGGGCAUCGCCUACGUCAGCGUGGGCUCCGUCUGCUUCCUGCUGGGCGUCCUGCUCCUCAUCAUCCACCACAAAUAUGGAAACCGCAACAACGCUGCCGAGAUCUCCCACUGAGAGCCGGGCCGGGCCGGGUCGGAGCGGUUCUGCUGCAGCGUUGAGGUUAAAAUCAGCUUUUUUAGAUUCUAACAACACGGCAGAGCGAGGCGGAACCGGACAGGGAAAGAACCCGAUAAGUUCUGGAGCGACCCACCGGGUCGCAGACUUACCGCCCCCACUGCAGGAACCAGGUCCGGCUCCCAGAACCGACCCGGUCAGGAAGUCCGGUCGGUUCCGGUCCGACUCAGAUGACCUGAUGAACUGCUGGUCUGUGGUUCAUCAACGUCCUCAGAGCUCAGCAGAACCUCUGGGUUCUGAUCCAGGAAUUUCUCCCUCAUUCAGUUUGGAGACAUUUUUAUUUUUGCUUUUAACGAGAAACUCACUUUCUUGUUUCACUGAGUUUCGGAGAUCAUUUUCAUGAGAAAGUUUUCCUGAUUAGUGAUCAACUUUCUGAGCUCCUGGAUCUGUUUCAGGAUCUAAACGCAUUUGAACGUUUCUGGGUUUCAUUCCUCCCAUCCUGCAGGGGGAGCUAAUCCCAUCCAACUGUGAAUGUUAGUGCUAGCGUUAGUACUGAAGCAGGCAUUAAUAAUAAUAAUAAUAAUAAUCUGUCUGCAGAAACACAGGAUGAUAAUUUAAAGAUAAUUUCUGCACAUUUUGGUCAUAAAUAUUUCCAGCGUUUAGAUCCAGGAAUUAUCCAGGUCCAUUCAUUAUUUCUUUACAUUUUCCUUCUGAUCUGUUUAAUUUUAAUUGUUUUUAAAGUUAAUGUAGAAGAAAAAGCAGGAAAAGAUCCAGAAGAACCUAAAACUAAAUGAUUGAUGUAGAUUUAUCAGAGAACAGCGAUCCGUCGGAGCGGUCCCGGUUCUGGUCCCGGUCCUGGUCCCGGUUCUGGUCCCAGUUCUGGUCCCGGUCCUGGUCCCGGUUCUGGUCCCGGUUCUGGUCCCGGUCCUGGUUCUGGUCCCGGUCCCGGUCCUGGUCCCGGUCCCGGUCCCGGUUCUGGUCCUGGUCCCGGUCCUGGUCCCGGUUCUGGUCCCGGUCCCGGUUCUGGUCCCGGUCCUGGUCCUGGUUCCUGCGGUGGGUCUGAGCGUUGCGGUGCUGCAUGUGUCCCGGUUCUGGUUCUGGUUAUUUGUGCUCAGACUCUGUUGUUCUUGGUCUCUGUGCUGCAUGAACUAAAUGCCUCUUUUGUUCAUUUCUGCACUGAUGACGUCUGUCUUUAAUAUUAUUGUUAAUAUUGUUGCUUUAAAUUAAUAAAUUCUUAAUUUUU
This is a messenger RNA of Poecilia latipinna (sailfin molly), 2501 nucleotides long. RefSeq names its product cell cycle control protein 50A-like. The coding region runs from base 140 to 1258 and encodes 372 amino acids. The transcript is spliced from 7 exons. Gene Ontology annotation, biological process: phospholipid translocation. Lineage: Eukaryota; Metazoa; Chordata; Actinopteri; Cyprinodontiformes; Poeciliidae. The record is from RefSeq and is a predicted model, not a curated record. Gene Ontology annotation, cellular component: Golgi apparatus; endoplasmic reticulum; plasma membrane.